AUGUUUUUCGCUCUUUUUCAGAAAAAAGAUGAAGAAAAGGACAAGGAGGAAAUAGCUGCUAGGUAAAAAGUAAAAAAAAUCUAACGUAUAAAAUCAUUGAUAGUCCGAUUAAACACAUACCGUAAUUACCAAGCUCGGCUACAAAUAAGGGGUGUGUUGCUUUCGUUCGUAUAUACUCGCUACUCGUAUAUACAAAGGCCCAUAAAUGUUACUCGAACUCUGCCUUUUUUCUAUUUCUAAAAAUCCUCUAUUCCUGCCCUUAAAAAGAGAAUAUUGCUAUUGGCGCUUCUUUUACACUUUCUUUUACGCUUUCUCUGAAAAUGCUCUUCGCUAGCGAAGUUUCACAAAAAUAUCUAAGUGGAAUUUCGAGAUAUCGUGGAAUUUCUACAUAAAGGUUAUUUGAUUUUAUCGGUGUUUUCGUGAAAGUAGCCUCCUAGUUGUAAAAAGAGCUCAGCAUUGAAUUUUACCCUGAUACUUUCCUGUCUUUCGAAAUCAAGCAAGCCUACCUGUCUACAAAAAUACUGGGUCAAGCCACCUUAAAAAAAAAUUGGGCCACCUGUCUCUCUUAAAGUAACAAUUUAAACUCCAACUAUAAGACGAGGGAAUCAAUCAAUCUGGAAGAGAGAGUCAGGUUUUUUAAAAACCAAAGAGAGCUAAAAUAUUUUUUAAAGCCUGCUAGAGACACACCUAUGCAGAUGAUACAUUGGGGAGAAAUCGAGUAGUGUAUCAAUGCAAAUGAAUUUCGGCCCUCAAUUGAAAAGAACAGCAUCUUUUAGUGUUCCAGGAUAGUUAGGAACCUUUUCAAUAAUUUUACUAGUUUUAAUUUAUGAAGUUAGAAAUGACAUGUUCCAUUGAAAACUUUUGAUAGCAAAUAAACUCAAGACUCAAAAGUAUCCAACGCCCCAAAAUGCUAUAAUAUCGAAAAGGUUCAACGCUGUUCAUAAACCUAGAAAGAAGCCACCAUCCUAAAUUAGACAAUCAUUCAAUGUUUCAAACUCCUACAAAUACGUCGUAAUGCUGUAAAUUUCUCAAUACCAGAGGAAUUCUCCCUACACUGUAUAAGCUUGGCGAUUUCUGGAGGCCUUCUCGCCAUCUUUAUUAUAUGAGCUGUUCGAAACAUUUCCUUGCACACUUUAACCGUUAUUUCAAACCUUUCCCAAAUAUAACUGAUAUUUACUCACGAACUUAGUGAGUCAGUACGCAAGAAAGACAAGAAAACAAAUAAACGAAUGAAUAAAUCUGUAAAUGGCUUGCUGCUAGGAAUCAAUCUGAUAUACAAAAGCAAAACAGUGAAAGCUUACUUCGCCUUUAUAAUUUGGUGUUGAUUAGUGAGAAUGACGUCACGGUAAGUGCUCAAGAUCUUCAAGCCGCUCCAGAUCCCGGCUACCAUCACGAGGUAAAUGUUUUUAUUGUCUUCCUUGAACAGAGCAUGUCAUUCUGGUAAAUCUUCAGUGACAUCUAAAGAAAAACAAUUUUGAUUAAACAACAUAAUCUUAAUGGACUUUAUAUCAAGACAGUACACCUAGCUGCAAGAAAAUAUUUGGGCGCACAAUGAGCUUAAACUAAACGAUGAUUUUGUGUUCAAUAGACUUGUAGCACCCAAUCCCUAAUGUACCCGUCUGUAUAGGCGUACUUGAAUUUUAUUUUAAAAUGUUGCUCGCAUAGUAAAAGGAGCAUUAGAAACACAUGUUCCUCGAAACAUUUAAGGUCAUUAAAAAAUAAUUCCAAGUCCAAGUCGAAAAUUCCACUCAAAUGAGGAGGUAACAAGAUUACAAGUUUGGUGAUCCUUUGCAACUUUAGAACCAAGAAGAGUUUGCUCAGUCAAGGCUGAAAUUCUCACAUUAACGACAGUUUAGAUCAUUUUCAGUCAAACUUUGUCAAACACGGCGCAACGGGCUAUAGAAAUACUAAACACAUAUUAGGCAAAGUCAUGUGACGUAGCCAUGCCCAUCCUGAAUGUUUCUGAGUCAGUCAUGAGCAGUAAAACUGUGAUAAAAAACAUUGUGAUUUUUUCCCCUUAGGAACAAUACACUGAUGGAGGACGUUUGGUGCGACAAUGCACGGACCUAGGUGGUGGACAUAACCCUGUUUGGUAAGAAAGUCCGAAAUGCAAACAAAGGAAAUUUGUUCCUAAACCAAAGUCAUUUCUAAAUACUAACUACUUUUGAAUAUCUUUCCUUCUAGCGGUACAGCAUGUCUAAGGGUUCCUACUGCGCCAGAGGUAAGAGUACUAAAGCUAGGCAAUUAA
This is a messenger RNA of Porites evermanni, 2248 nucleotides long. The record is from the annotation of a GenBank genome assembly. NCBI's taxonomy places the organism in Eukaryota, Metazoa, Cnidaria, Anthozoa, Scleractinia, Poritidae.